Molecule: messenger RNA, 1971 nt
Organism: Anopheles nili
Lineage: Eukaryota; Metazoa; Arthropoda; Insecta; Diptera; Culicidae
Product: acid sphingomyelinase-like phosphodiesterase 3a
Exons: 11
Coding region: 1-1971 (656 amino acids)
Source: RefSeq, a predicted model, not a curated record
AUGACACAUAAUGGAUAUGCUGGGACACUUACAAUGGACCUCAAUAGGCUAUUGAAGGUCUUCCCGGGCAUAGCGUUAACAUGGGUGUGCUUCCUGGUAGCAACGUGCUGUGUUAAGCUGACCGAUGCACGGAUAGGCUACUUCUGGCACAUAACGGAUUUACAUCUGGAUACGUACUACACGACCAAGGGCGAUAUCUUUCGCAGUUGCUGGCUUAACGAACAUCACUCGAACACGGCCAGCGCCAAGCGGCCGGGCCCGUACGGAGAUUACAUGUGCGACAGCCCAUGGAGCCUGCUGGAAUCCGCCACGCAAGCCAUGAAAUCCAAGCAAGGUGAUAACGUCGAGUUCGUCCUCUGGACCGGCGACGGACUGUCCCAUUCUGCCAAGCGUAUGCACGAAACCAAGCGGCUGGACGUGCUGCGUAACAUCACGGAGCUGAUGAGCCGCACGUUUCCGACGCAGUUCGUGUUUCCGGUGCUUGGCCACGAGGACGGCAGUGCCAACUUCGAGCAGCUCAGCGACCUCUGGCGCCACUGGUUGCCACUCGAGGCGCUCCAAACGUUCGAGAAAGGUGGCUACUACACGAUCGAGCAGACAAAGAGCCGGCUGCGGAUCAUAGCUUUAAACACGAACUACAUGCGGCAUGACGCGAAGUACUCGCAGUCGCACUCGUCGGCGGUGAAGCAGCGCCCGGACGGCUCCUACCAUUAUCCGGCCGGGGGCCACUACGGUCACCAUCACAUGGGCGAUCACUAUCACGCCCGCGAACCUGGGUCGUCCGGGUAUCUGUACAGCGACCGGCGGAAUGGCGGAUACAGUAGCAGCAGUAGUACGGCGGACGGUGGCGCCGGUGGCCACGCCAGUGCAUUAUCGGGAUCAAGCUCCCACGAGUCGGACAAGCAGUGGGAGUGGCUGGAGGAGGUUCUAGCGAAGUCGAGUAGAAAUAAGGAAACUGUAUAUAUCGUAGGACACAUACCACCAGGCUCGGAUGAGCGCCACGUUGGCCACACGAUGCCGUACGGGCACACCAGCUUCACCGAGAAGAACAACGUGCGCUACCUGCGGCUGGUGAAGCGGUACUCAUCGAUCAUUCAGGGACAGUUCUUCGGGCAUCUGCAUUCGGACUCGUUCCGAGUGGUUUAUAAUGAAGUUGGCAAACCCGUCUCCUGGAUGAUGAUCGCCCCAUCGAUAAGCCCCCGGAGAAGCAGCGAGUCCAACAAUCCCGCCAUGCGGUUGUACAAAUUCGACAUCGAUACAGGGCAGGUCUUAGACUACACGCAGUACUACCUAGAUUUAGAGCAAGCCAACAAGGUGGAGGAAGCCGUCUGGCAGCCCGAGUACAACCUCACCACCUACUAUUACGGGCUCAGCGAGGUGUCGUCGGUGGCCCUACACAACCUGGCCGAUCGGUUCAACAACGCAGACGACGCGCAGUUUAUGAAAUACUACAGAGCGAACUCCGUGCGCCAUGCAACAAAAACCUGCGAGGGAGUUUGCCUGCUCAAUCACUACUGUGCCAUAACCCGGGUCGACUACCGCGAGUUCCACAGCUGUCUGGAGGCGGCAGCAAAAGCACUCGCAUCGAAGAAUGGCGCCCUCGGUGGAUUAACCCUAGGGUCGGCCUUAUUCUUGGCCAAGGCGCUGUUUGCUGCCGUCACGUCAGCCUCGCUGACGCUUCUGCUGCUGUACGACUUCUUGUUCUUGCCAAACCUGGGCGCAGGUUCCGCAAACCUUUCACCGGCCCAAGCCGCUGGCCGUAAAAAGGGCUCUCUGCCGGCCGCCACACCCGAGGAAUGUCAUCUCCAUUCGGCCACCGGCUACGAAGUCGACUACCGGCAAUCCUACGGUGGCAAUCAAACACCAGGCGUCUCCAUGACUCGACCGGGUAACGGAACCGGCAUGUAUGCCAAUGGGACGCACCAUUCGACGCACCAUGCUUGCACCAAGCGAAUCAACGCGUUCUGGUGA